AUGCAUAGUGCAUACUCAUUAGCUAUCUUGAACAUUGAGCCUAAAUGCUAUGAAGAUGCCAUACUUGAACCUUGUUGGCGAGAGGCCAUCCUAGCAGAAUUGGAUGCUCUGAAUAAGAACAAAACCUGGACAUUGACUUCCCUUCUGAGUGGUAAGAAGGUGAUUGGUCGUAAGUGGAUCUUUAAGGUCAAAUAUCACCCUGAUGCUAGGAACACUGCGGUUAUUUUGGCACUAGCUGCUGUCAAGCGAUGCCAUUUGAAGCAAAUUGAUGUUAAUACCACCUUUCUACAUAGUGAGCUUGAUGAGGAAGUGUACAUGAAACCCCCCGAAGGUCUUGCGAUAGCUCCGGGUCAGGCUUGCAAGCUUGAAAAGUCUCUAUAUGGGCUUAAACAAGCUAGUAGGCAAUGGAACUUCAAACUGAAAUCUGUUCUGAUAGAGUUAGGAUAUAAUCAGUGUAAAUCUGAUUACAGCAUGUUUACUAAAUCCCAAAGUACUGGUUUUACAGUUAUUUUGGUUUAUGUUGACGAUUUAGUGUUGGCAGGGGACGAUUUGCUUGAAAUUGAAAGGGUGAAACAGACUUUGCACGACAGAUUUCGGAUUAAGGACAUAGGUGAUCUCAGGUUCUUCCUUGGCUUAGAGGUUGCUAGGUCUUCAAAAGGCAUAGCUUUAUAUCAGCGAAAAUAUAUUCUAGAUCUCUUGCGGGACACUGGCUUUGAGCAUUGUAAGCCUGCCUCCACUCCCAUGGACUAUGGGGCGAAAUUGAGCAAGGAUGAUGGAGAUAGUCUGCCUGAUUCCUCCGAUUAUAGGAAAAUCAUUGGAAAACGGUUGUAUCUCUCAAACACAAGGCCGGAUAUAAGCUUUGCAAUUGGCAAGCUCAGCCAAUUCUUGGAUUGUCCCAUAACUAAUCACUUGCAAGCGGCACAUAGGAUCCUCAGGUACAUAAAGAACUCUCCAGCAGCGGAGCUGUUCUUCUCGGCCAAUUCCGAUCUAUCUCUCACUGGAUUUUCUGAUUCUGACUUGGCUAGAUGCCCCGACUCGCGACGAUCGGUUUCAGCUUAUUGCUUCUAUGUAGGUUCCUCCCUUAUCACUUUGAAGAGCAAGAAGUAA
Molecule: messenger RNA, 1107 nt
Organism: Arachis ipaensis
Lineage: Eukaryota; Viridiplantae; Streptophyta; Magnoliopsida; Fabales; Fabaceae
Source: RefSeq, a predicted model, not a curated record